AUGACUGUAGAAGACGAGCACAAAUCCCAGAUGGACAUGACAGAAGACGCGGAGAAGGGCGAGGCCCGGCAGCAGCAAGAUAUGGUAUCUGAUAAUAGUGCUGCUAUAGAGUAUUCUGAUCGCGAGAAAGCUCUGGUCUGGAAGCAGGACCUCCGUGUCGUUCCUUUGGCCGCGUUUAUUUACCUACUCUGCUAUCUGGAUCGAUCGAAUAUUGGCAAUGCCAAAACUUUGAACGCCAAUACGCACAAUGACUUGGUCUCCGAGACCGGUGUUACUUCAUACCAGUAUACAAUUGCGCUUAUGGUCUUUCUGAUCGCAUACGCCCUCUUUGAGGUUCCCUCCAACUAUCUUCUGAAGAAGCUCAGGCCGAGCCACAACAUAGCGAUGGAUUGCUUUUUGAUGUUCUCCUGGGGUGCCAUCACAAUCGGCCUCGGGGCCGUUCACAAUUAUGGCGAGCUCUCAGGAGUUCGGUUUCUACUAGGCACAGUUGAAGCAGGCCUGUUUCCUGGUCUGGUUUACUAUUUGACAUUCUGGUAUCGCGUGUCGGAAAGAUCCCUGCGGGUAGCCUUGAUCCUGGCCUCGGCUACUCUAGCAGGUGCCUUUGGUGGUGCGAUUGCAUAUGGUGUGGGGCAGAUGAAUGGUGCCCACGGUUUGUCCGCAUGGAGGUGGCUCUUUUUUAUUGAAGGAGCGCCGUCCUGUGCAUCUGCGAUACUGGUCUGGUUCUUCCUACCGGAUUAUCCAGAGACAGCACACUGGCUCUCAUCCGAGGAAAAGGAACUUGCGAAAGAGAGACUGGCGCUUGAAGGCUCGCACGGUGAGGCAAGUGGGUUGACUUGGGAGGAAGCGAAGAAGACGCUGGUCGAUUGGCGAUUGUAUGCCCACUACGCGAUUUACUUCGGCAUCUCGACGCCAUUUUCGAGUCUUUCUCUAUUUACCCCAUCUAUCACGGCCGGUCUUGGGUUCUCGAACCUGCGUGCGCAGCUCAUGACGGUUCCUCCUUAUGCAACAGCAUAUGUGGUUACCAUUGCAGUGGCUUGGUCCGCUGACCAUUUCAAUGCUCGUGGCUUGCAUUCCACCUUAUUCGCCCUGGUGGGUGCGAUUGGCUUCCUCGCAUCCGCCCUCUUACCGGCCGGAUCAUAUGCUCAACGAUAUGGCUGCUUGAUUGUAGCAGCCAGCGGCAGCUUUGCUUGCAUUCCGCCCCUCCUUGGCUGGCUAUCAUCAAACAUGCAUUCGACCGCUGCCGCUGGACUGGCCAUUGCGCUGAAUAUCUCUUUUGGCGCACCCGGCCAGAUUGUUGGGGUCUGGAUCUACAAGGCAAACGAAAAGGCACAGGGAUAUCCUACCGGUCACUGGACCAAUGCUGCGCUGCUAUUUUUCGUUGCUGUUGGGUGCGUCUUGCUACGGAUCUACUAUGGGUUGUUGAACCGACGGGGUGCAACGGUCAAGCCAUAUUCAUAUUAA
Molecule: messenger RNA, 1461 nt
Organism: Penicillium subrubescens
Lineage: Eukaryota; Fungi; Ascomycota; Eurotiomycetes; Eurotiales; Aspergillaceae
Exons: 8
Coding region: 1-1461 (486 amino acids)
Biological process (GO): transmembrane transport
Cellular component (GO): membrane
Molecular function (GO): transmembrane transporter activity
Source: RefSeq, a predicted model, not a curated record